UUCUCGAUCCGAACAAGCCCUACUGUGAGUUUCUUUUAAGAUAUCUCUGAGGUUAGAGGCCCAUUUUGUUGUGAAUUAGAUGCAGUAGGACAUCAAUUAGGUGAGGAACAGAGAUAUUAAUCCGGACUCUGGAGUCCCUGUCCUACACUUGGCGAGACGAGAAAGGUGACAAGAAAAAAAAUAUAUCGUCAUCGGAGAUGCUCCAUGGCGUCAGCCGCAACGUCGCUGCCAUGGCGAACGUCUUCCCUGACGCCGACGGCAAGAACGAGCGGUGCUGCUGGCUCAAGCGCUCUCUGUGCGCGCUUGUGCUCUUCUCCGCCUCCUACUUCGCCUACUUCUCGUUCUUCUCCGGGAACAACGUCGUCCGCGACCUCCGGCAAUGUCCAUUCUGCGAGCCGUCUCCUCCAUCUCCGCCCGUCGUCGCCGGCGCCGCCGCUCGCUCGCCGACCACCCUUGCGCACAUCGUCUUCGUCAUCGGCGCGUCCAACGCCACCUGGGCCAAGCGCCGGGUGUACACAGGCCUGUGGUGGCGCCCGGGGGCAAUGCGGGGCCACGUCUGGCUCGACGACGAGCCCUCCGGCCAGUGGCGGCCAUCCUGGCCACCGUACCGCGUGCUGAGGCCGGACGAGGCGCGGUUCGGCAAGGAGCACGCGGCCGCGGCGCGGAUGGCGUGGGCGGUGGCGGAGGCGUUCCAGGCGGCCGAGGCCGGGCGGGAGGGCGACGGCGAGGUGCGGUGGCUGGUGAUGGGCGACGACGACACGGUGUUCUUCCCGGAGAACCUGGUGGCCGUGCUGGACAAGUACGACCACCGGGAGAUGUACUACGUCGGGUCCACCUCCGAGAGCGUGGGCCAGAACGUGGUGCACUCGUACAGCAUGGCGUUCGGCGGCGGCGGCUACGCCAUAAGCUACCCGGCCGCGGCGGCGCUCGCCGGGAUCAUGGACGGGUGCCUCGACCGCUACAACGAGUUCUACGGCAGCGACCACCGCGUGCAGGCCUGCCUCGCCGAGCUCGGCGUGCCGCUCACCACGGAGCCAGGCUUCCACCAGCUGGACCUGAAGGGCCAUGUGUACGGGCUGCUCGCGGCGCACCCGGUCGCGCCGCUGGUGUCGCUGCACCACCUCGACCGGCUCAACCCCAUCUCCCCCAACUGGCUCAAGCGGCUGCCCGCCGUCCGGUCCCUCGUCGGCGCGUCACGCCACGACCCGUCGCGCACGCUGCAGCAGGCCAUCUGCUACCACCACGACGCUCGCGGCGGCGGUCGCCGGCGGCGGCGGCGGCGGCAAUUCACCCUGUCCGUGUCCGUUUCCUGGGGAUACAUGGUCCACCUCUACCCGGCCGCCGUCCCGCCGCACGAGCUGCAGACGCCGCUGCGCACCUUCCGCGCGUGGUCGGGCUCGCCGGCGGGGCCGUUCACGGUGAACACGCGGCCGGAGGCCACGCCGAACGCGACGGCGCUGCCGUGCCACAGGAAGCCCAUAAUGUUCUACCUGGACCGCGUCACGGCGAUGUCGACGUCGACCACGAACUGGACCUUGACGGAGUACGUGCCGGAGGUGUUGUCCGGCGAACGCUGCAACACCACCGGCUUCGACGCGGCCACCAAGGUGCAGAUGAUCCAGGUGAUCGCGCUUAAGAUGAACCCUGCCAUUUGGAAACGGGCACCACGGAGACAAUGCUGCAAGAUGCAGAACGCAAACGAAGGGGACAAGUUGAUCGUCAAAAUACACGAGUGUAAGCCUGACGAGGCAACAACUUCAGUAUAGACAAAUGAGAGGUCGCGCGCGCGUGCCUGACUUGGUUAAUCGUGAUGAAGUAAAAAAAAAAACAGUUUUCCCUGAAAGAACGGGAAGAAAGAUUUUGUUUGGUUUCAUUUGUAGACAUAGCUUCAUUCCUUCAUGUGUGUGGGAUACAUUGAUUGUACUAAUGUACUUUUAUCUGACUGCCUUGUUAAUCGAUAAAGAGAUAUCAAGCUAUAUAUUUCUUUUGUGUUUUGCCAAUGCGGCAGAUAAAUACUACUAUCAUUCUGGA
Oryza sativa Japonica Group (Japanese rice) is the source of this 2031-nucleotide messenger RNA. RefSeq lists its product as uncharacterized. Gene Ontology annotation, molecular function: acetylglucosaminyltransferase activity. The record is from RefSeq and is a predicted model, not a curated record. NCBI's taxonomy places the organism in Eukaryota, Viridiplantae, Streptophyta, Magnoliopsida, Poales, Poaceae.